Argiope bruennichi is the source of this 5070-nucleotide messenger RNA. It is a transcript of the gene Iml1, whose product is annotated as GATOR complex protein Iml1-like. NCBI's taxonomy places the organism in Eukaryota, Metazoa, Arthropoda, Arachnida, Araneae, Araneidae. The transcript has 38 exons. Gene Ontology annotation, molecular function: GTPase activator activity. Gene Ontology annotation, biological process: negative regulation of TORC1 signaling; positive regulation of autophagy; intracellular signal transduction. Gene Ontology annotation, cellular component: GATOR1 complex; lysosomal membrane. The record is from RefSeq and is a predicted model, not a curated record. The coding region runs from base 227 to 4849 and encodes 1540 amino acids.
UGAACAUAAUUGUGUAGAGAUAUGUAAAUAGAUUAUUACUGUAACAAUGACAGUUCUGCGUAAGAUCACGCUAGUUUGUUUAUACCGACAGAAUUUAAAUGGUUUUGUGUAUCUCUGGAUAUCUUGCGCGAUAGCUUGUUUUGCAAGAAAGUUAGGCAUUCUUAAGAUUAGUUAACUAGGCGUAAAGAUUUUUGAAAUUGUUAGAUGUAUUUCUUGACAUUUAAAAAUGAGGACCUUCAAACUUUUAGUCCACGGAAAAAAUUUUAGUGAAGAAAGUUUACUGAUCAGCUCGAAAGAUUAUCCAUUUCUUGCAGUAAAUGACAUUGUAGAGAUAACCUCUAAUGAAGAUGACUGCAGCAAUACUGUCUUGCUGCAGGUUACUUCCUUCAGUAAUGAAAUGUCACAAAAAGGUUGCAUAAGUAUUGAUCAAUCAAUAGCUAAUAAAUUUCAGUUGAAACAAUACAUGGAGGUUAUUGUGAAAGUAAUUGAAAAUCUAAGAGAUGUAUCACUUGACUCUGUGGAGCUUACUUUUAAAGACCAGUACCUUGCUAGAAGUGAUAUGUGGAGGCUGAAGAACCAUUUGAUUAACACAUGCUUAUAUGCUGAGAAGAAAUUGGAUUAUUUUGGAAUCAGAUGUCAAGUGUUAGAAAUGUAUAUGCAAGGAGAAAAAGUUGCAUCUGGUAUGGUGACAGCUGACACAAAAAUAGUUUAUCGUUCUGCAAGCAGUAUGGUUUAUUUAUUUUUGCAAAUGAGCUCUGAAAUGUGGGAUUAUGAUAUAAAUGGUGAUCUCUACUUUGAAAAGGCUAUUGAUGGAUUCUUGCCUGAUUUGUUUUCAAAAUGGAAGAAAUUGCAUUGUAAUCAUGAUGUGACAAUAGUACUUUUUUCAAGAACAUUUUACUCUGCUGAUAAUAUUGAAGAAUUUCCGGAGGAUAUGCGAGAAUGUUUGCAACAAGAUUAUAAAGGCAGAUUUUUUGAAGAUUUUUACAGGGUUGCAGUUCAAAAUGAAAGAUAUGAUGAUUGGACUCCUACUAUAGUAUUAUUAAAAAAACUUAUUAAUCAAUAUCAAGAUACUGUAUUGAAACAUCAUGAAAAACCAGGUGUUAAAGUUCCAAAAGCAAGGAAUUCACAAGCAUCACAAGGAAACUUUUUGGAAGUUCUUAAUAUGUCCUUAAAUGUAUUUGAAAAACAUUAUAUGGACCGAAGCUUCGAUAGAACAGGCCAACUGUCUGUUGUCAUCACCCCUGGUGUUGGUUACUUUGAAGUAGACAGGGAGUUAACAAUUAUUACUAAACAAAGGAUUAUUGAUAAUGGAAUUGGAAGCGAUUUAGUUUGCUUAGGUGAACAACCAUUACAUGCUGUUCCUUUAUUUAAAUUCCAUAAUAAGCAAUUACCUCAAAGCACGCCAUCUGUUGCUGAUGAUUAUAAUAUGCCUCACUGGAUUAAUUUGAGUUUCUAUUCUAUGCAAAGUCAAAGUAUAUAUAAUGAUUUUGUACCAAGAAUAAAACUGCCAACUUACUAUCCCGAAGAAAGUGAUGAAAAAGAAACAGGAUCUUCUCAGUCCAAGAGGUCUCGACAUGCAAGCCAGCCUGAUCCAUCAUUUCCUGUUUUAUUUGACUAUGAUGAAUAUGAUCGCAAUGUCUUUAAUGUUCCUACUCAUUCUAACACUAUGCGGCAAACUAUGAGCUUGCAACGGCCUAGGAAAAGGAAGGAUACUCCUCCUACUUCUUAUGUGAUGAAUCUCCCCCAGAAUCACAGCGCAGAAGAGAUUAGUCGCUUAACUUCAUCCGAACCUGUACCGAUCUUUCAAUAUUCUCAGUCUCAUGCAUCUUCUGCUGCCAUUGCCAUUCCACAUUCUACCCAGCAUUACAGUACCAUUCCUUCUUCAUAUCAAAGCUCACUUGAAGCUGAAAAUGUUCCUAGUGGCCAUUAUACUAGAGAAUACUUUGAGUCAGAAGUGAGCCCUCCCAGUCGAGUAGUUAUUGGUAGUGAUCCAUCAUCUGAAUCAACUGUUAAUAAACAAGAAUUGACUCAAAGAUUGAAAGCCUUAGUUAAUCCAUUCAACCCUUCACAGAUCACUAUAAAACUGACUUCUAAUCGAAGACGAUGGACUCAUGUUUUUCCUUUGGGUCCUACGGGAAUAUUUAUGCAGCAACAUCAUUAUCAGGCUAUUCCUCAAAUCAGUGCUGCAACUUUGAUUUCUGUAGACAAAUCUUUUAAUAAUUACGAUUGUCCUUUUCAACGAAGCUCUCUUUUUAGUUAUGAUUUUGAUGGUUUAGACCAUAAAUCAAACACCUUAAGUCGAAGAGAAAUCCAUUCAUCUUCAAGUAACAUGAGUUCGAAUUUAGGAGAUGUACGAUCACCCAAUUCUGCCAGUAGAAUGUCAUCUUCUCUUCAGCCUAGUGACAACAUGUCAAUGUUAUGGGGAAUAAGUGUUGAGCAAGAGUGGACACCUGCUGUUACUACAGGUGUGGAUUGGAAAUCACUUGUCAUUCCAGCCUGUUUGCCCAUUACAACCGAUUAUUUUCCCGAUAGAAGGAGUUUACAAAUAGAUUAUGUGAUAUCAGAUUAUAAUCUACUUCCUGAAGAUAUUAUUGCCGAAAAUGCAGUUCCUAGAUAUUUUCAAAAUGAUGAAGAUGCUGUCCGGCAUCCAUUGACAACAUCAGAAGUUUAUAAAGAGCUUAUCUGCCAAAGAUUACAGCAGGGCUUUCAAAUAAUUGUAUUAUCAAAACUUUCCUCGUAUCCUGUCUCACAAGUAAGCUCAAGUCCUCAAUACUCAUCAGCAAUAUUUAAAGGGCCUACAAGUAUUGAACAGGAGGAAUAUUUGUUAAGUAUUGGAAGAAUAUUUCAUAGAUUAAAUCUUGAUGGACCUAGGAUCACUGUUACUCAGUAUAGGCCACGGCAUCCACAUAGAGAAAUAAAAAUCCAUUAUUGCUAUCGUUUCCAUGCUCCUGACAGUGAUACUUAUGGUGUAUCUUGGGUAGAUUUUACUAGUGAGCGCCUAGAAAACUACAAUUGGAAUUAUUUAGACCAUUAUAUUUGCAUGCGAGGUGAAGGAGAAUUUGAGUUAAAAGAGUCAUUAAAAUAUUGGAGGUUGCGAAUGUUGCUCUUGCCUGCUGGCCAGCCUGAAACACGUAAAAUAAUUGAAGGAAGUGAAAGAUGUGAUCUUUACCAUGAGUUUUCAGAGGAUGAUAAAACUCAACAAAAAGUUGGUGUUCUGAAAUUUUUGGAAGUUAUGAAUAAAAUCAAACGUGCAUCAUCGAAGAAGCCAAAAAUUAAGUUCCCAUCAAUGCUUCCACCACGUCGAUCAAGUAUAGGACACGCAAGCCUUGGUGUAUCAUCUGUUUCAUCUUUGAGAGACAGGGUCGGAAGUAACCGAGUACAUGAUCGCCCUAGAAUGCGCAGUAAUUCAGCAAGAAUGGGAGCUCGUCCAGAGCCUGUGUUACCCACUGGCCGAGUAUCGCCUGCUACAGAAGCUGAUGGAAGGAUUACCAUACCAAAGCCUGAAAGUUCACUAACUAGUUCUAACGAGACUUUUGAUGAUUUCCCAACAGAUGUUAAAAAGCUAAGUGAAAGUUCAUCUGAUAAAGAAAUUAUUGAAGCCAUGAAGAAUUCACAAGAUGGACUUAACUUUAUAUCAAAAGUUGGCUGGCCAGCUUAUACAUUUAUAAGUGCAGAAGCUGUUUCUUGGUUAAUAGAGCACAUUGAAGGACUUUUAGUAGAACAACAAGCUAUAAAAAUUCUUCAGAAUCUCCUGGAUAAAGAUCUGAUUUGUCAUGUAUCAAGGACAAAAUCUCACUCUUUUAUUUAUGGUUUUUAUUUAUACUACAUAGGGUCAGCAAAUGAUCAGGAUGUAAAAGCUUGGGAUAAGGAUGAGUUGAGUGAGAAAGACGCUAUCUAUUUAUUUGAACGAGAAUGGAUGGAAGUGGAGCUGAGUCCUUCUUUUUCGGAGCUGCCCACUGUGGAGAGCUAUAAUUUUCCAUCAGAUGAAGACAUCUGGAGUACUCCUUAUUUAUCAACAAAUAAAUUGAAGUUCAAGUCAUGCAAUAUACAGAUUGAUCAGGGUACUAAGAGUGGCCGGCAAGAAUGGGGUCAAUUGCGUUAUAUGAACAUAUACAGACCAUAUGAAACUUUUGAACUUGUUGUAGAAUGGAUGGUUGCCACUGGAAACAAAGCAGCUGAACUAGUCCAGAGCUGGGCUAGGAAGUCCAAUCAAUAUAGUUUGCAGUUGGUGCCAAUUCCUAGUGAUCCAUUUGCAUUGCCAUUUUCUAACGAUUCUGAUCCAUUACGUGGUCCUAUUUUCAUACCCCUCGAUUUGUCUUGUCUGAUGGAAACUUCUGUUCAAGCUUUUGAUGAGGAAGGACUUUUAAAGCUCCAAGAAAAGAUACUUUGCAAAUUUGGUUUCAUUCCUUAUAGAAAUCCUGAUGCUUCUGCUCCUCCACAGUACGUUCAUGUUAGCGGAAGUAUGUUUAUUAUGUUGCCUGUUCGCCCUAAAGAAAGCAAAAAAAUUAAUGGAAAACACCUCGCAGCAAAGCCAUUGGAUUUGCAUCAAAUAAGCAGCCCUCAUGAUGAAUACAUCACCAGGCAUUUCAGUGGUGUCAAGAAUAAGCGCCUUUCCCUUUUGAAUGCAGAAACUGAUACAAAGAUUGGCUUUUUGUGGUCUUGGAAUUAUAUGAUAACAAAGAGGUGGAAAAAUGCUGGAACUGUCGAUGAGAACUUUAUGCGCAAAGUGAUGCGAGAUUUCCGAAGCUUCUGUUUGAAUCAAAAUUCCCGCCUUGAAGACUUUUGGAAAUAUUCUGACAUGUCUGAAUUUUCUCAAGAUCAUUCCAUUGUUAUGGAUUUAGAAUCUUGAAUUUGAUUUUUAGAAUAUUUUUAAGUGAUUUUUGAGGUGCCAUUGUUUGUUUCAGAAGAUUUAUAUUAAGAAGCAUGUUUUUAUUUUGUGAUACUGUACAGUUUUAAUGAGAUUUAAAGUGAUAUAUUUAAUCAAUUUAUAAUAAUGUAUAUAGCUAUUUUUUAUAAAUAUUGCAUGAGUAAUUUAUUUUUAGUAAUUCAAAUAAAUAUUAAAAAAAAACA